Messenger RNA from Oryza brachyantha (malo sina), 1303 nucleotides. Its product is annotated as pathogenesis-related genes transcriptional activator PTI6-like. Lineage: Eukaryota; Viridiplantae; Streptophyta; Magnoliopsida; Poales; Poaceae. Gene Ontology annotation, biological process: regulation of DNA-templated transcription. Bases 221 to 1117 code for a protein of 298 amino acids. The record is from RefSeq and is a predicted model, not a curated record. Gene Ontology annotation, molecular function: DNA binding; DNA-binding transcription factor activity. The transcript has a single exon.
ACAGGGAGGAAUCCAUCCGUUCGUUCGUCCGUCCGCCUGCUCGCUAGCACUAGCAGCGCUGUUAAGGCUGCGGCUUCCUUUCCUGCUGGGGUCAGCUUGCAGGGGUUGGUUGUUUCUUGUUCCGUUUUUUUUUUAUCCACUCGUCUUAAAAAGGGAGUUUUUGAGCGAGAAGCAGUGAAGCACUAGCUCCACCACCAUCGUCAUCAUCUUGGUACGUGCCAUGUCGCGUUCGCGCACGGUGCGGAUCUUCUGGGACGACCCCGACUUGACGGACUCGUCCGGCGAGGACGAGGGGUGCGGCGGCCGGAGGGUGGGAAGCAUGGUGCGCGAGCUGCCGCCUGCCCCGGCGCCGGUGGUGCAGGCAGGUUUUGCUCCUGCUCCUGCCGCUGCUGCUCCUUUGCCGGAGCAGUGCAGCGGUGGGGACGGUGAGCUGGGAAGAAGGGUUGUCGGCGGAUGUUCUGCGGGGCGAAGGAGGUUGACGAAGGGUGGGGCGGGCGCGCCGAGCACCAAGUUCCGAGGCGUCAGGCGGAGGCCGUGGGGCAAGUUCGCGGCGGAGAUCCGCGACCCUUGGCGCGGCGUGCGCGUCUGGCUCGGCACCUUCGACACUGCCGAGGAGGCCGCGCGCGUGUACGACAACGCAGCCAUCCAGCUGCGCGGCCCCAGCGCGACGACCAACUUCUCCACCUCCACCAACUCCGCGGGUGCACAAGAUCCGGCUGCGGUUGGCUACGAGUCCGGCGCGGAGUCCUCGCCGGCGGUGUCGUCCCCGACGUCCGUGCUCCGCAAGGUCCCGUCCCUGUCCUCCCUGGCCGAGGACAAGGACGACUACGAGGCUGGCCCGUGCGAACCUGCAGCCGUCGGUUCCGGCCUCACUGUCCUCGAGGAGCUCGGCGAGCUCGUGCCGUUUGAGGACGCGCCGGUCUACGGCAGCAGUAGCUUCUGGGACUUCGAGCCCGAGCGGGGCUUCCUCUACGCGGAGCCAUCGUCGCCUGAGACGCCGUGGAACGCCGGUGCUACGUCCUCCGGCGCGCCUUGGGCCUCACCGGUGCAGGAGAACGACUACUUCCAGGACUUGCGCGACCUGUUCCCGCUCAACCCGCUUCCCGCAAUUUUCUAAAAACGGGAACGGCUGCUUCAACCACGGAACUGCUUUUUUUGGUGUUGAGUAUUCGUGCCCUAUGUGUGUACUUCCUGUACGUGCUCCUCUUCUGUGUCUGCUUUGUGUCGAGUCGAUGAGAAAUGUAUUGUCCCGAUCGAGCGUAGAGUUUUUUUCGAAUGAUAUACUACUAGUACGUGCUGCUGC